AUGCAUUGUAAUCAGAAGUACCCGAUCAGACUUAGGCGUCAGACAGACGUACUAAAGAUCCAUCCUGCCCUUAGGAUUGGACUUGAUUGGGAAGUCGGUGAACCGACUGGUACUGGUGUUGAGAUAUACACCGAUGGCUCAAAGGACGGCAGCUUAGUAGGCGCCGCAUACUGCGUCUUUUCCGACGGAGUUGAAGUGUACAGCAGAACUGUCAGACUGAACGAGAAGGCGUCCGUGUUCCAGGCAGAACUGGUGGCCCUGGAGGGGGCGUCCCAGUGGAUCCUAUUACAUCCGGGUCCAGAGCCGGUCACGGUUUACUCAGAUAGCCAGUCGUCGUUACAGGCUUUAAGCGACGGGUACCAUCGUGACCCAUUGGUACACGAGAUCAGAGGUAGGGUACUGAGGGCGAGGCACGAGCGACACGUUGCCCUGCGGUGGGUAAGAGGCCACACCGGUGUCCUGGGCAACGAACGGGCCGAUCAGCUGGCAAAGGCGGGAGCCAGUGGCCCAUUUGUUACGAGGACGGUAGAUCCCUCGACUACAUACAUAAAAGGUACUCUACUGCAGAGAUCGAUGAUAAGCUGGCGAGAGCGCUGGACUCUAUGUACAGUAGGUAGGCCAACCUACGCCUUCGUGCCUGUAGUUGGCCUCACUCCGAUAAGUUGUUGCUCGUUGUCGACUCACGGGAGGUUCCCCCACUUCAAGUCCAAGUUUGGACAAGGAGAUGGUAGUUGCCCCUGUGGUAGUCCUCGCGGCGACGCGAGGCAUUACGUACUUGACUGUCCCUUAACAAGGGACUUCCGCCUAGGGGCGGACCAAGUUGACUGGUCUAAGCCCCCUGAACAAGUACUUCGAACGCUAGCAGCUAGUAAAGGAAACCUAAAGAAACUAAAGGAAUUGAUGGGAAAAAUCAUAGAUCUCUUUGAUCUAUAG
Centruroides sculpturatus (bark scorpion) is the source of this 933-nucleotide messenger RNA. RefSeq lists its product as uncharacterized. Gene Ontology annotation, biological process: DNA replication, removal of RNA primer. The record is from RefSeq and is a predicted model, not a curated record. The coding region runs from base 1 to 933 and encodes 310 amino acids. The transcript has a single exon. NCBI's taxonomy places the organism in Eukaryota, Metazoa, Arthropoda, Arachnida, Scorpiones, Buthidae. Gene Ontology annotation, molecular function: nucleic acid binding; RNA-DNA hybrid ribonuclease activity.